Molecule: messenger RNA, 1598 nt
Organism: Linum trigynum
Lineage: Eukaryota; Viridiplantae; Streptophyta; Magnoliopsida; Malpighiales; Linaceae
Source: the annotation of a GenBank genome assembly
CCACUGGUAGUAAUUAUUAUGUUCCUUAUCAUAUAUAGCUCGUGUUGUGCAGCUCUAGAAGUAGAAGCCGCUUUUCAUUUCGUAUCCUGCCUUUUUUGGUCUCCGCAUAUCAGUUAUCAUCAACAUCCAGUCAGAUUUGCAAACUUUUAUACACAUGUAUCACGACGCCAACUCUAUUAAGUACGCGACAAGCUGGAUCACAUGCACACUAGUUAUUAGUCGUAACUAAGCAAACUACUAAGAAAGGGAAGCGCAAUGUUUUUUUUUUUUUUUUUUUUUUGCUAUAAAUAGGAGGCACUAAUCUUCAACUCCAAACACACAUCAAUUACUACUCUGGUCGAGAAAGAAAUAAAGAGAGCAAAAAAAAAAAUUUAAAAUGUCUCGGUUCGUGAUGGACUCCAACAAUCUGUGGCUGCUGGGUCUGGUCGACCACACGAUCAGGGUGAAUACGGGACCGUUUUCCCCGGACAUCAACACCCAGGAUCUGAACGACAACAAGACCAAAUGGACAAUGGUGGCCCGGAUCGGGAACAACAAGUACUGCAGCCACCGCGAGCUGGAAGUCUUCGGGGCGGCGCUGAACCCGCAGAAGGUGGAGCAGCUCUGGCAGAACCUCUACGGCCGCCAGCUCAACAUCAACCGAGAAGGAUUCAUGUUCACGUGGCACAACCGCGGCACCGACAACGGCCGGUUCAAGCCGGGUGCACUCCUGUACCGCCUCAACGAUCUCUACGAGUGGUCCAACCACGGGGUCACCGUCCCGCUCCCGGUCGGGACAUCGUGGGACCGGUUCGAGCGGACCACGGGGAAGCUGAUGGAGGGGGCCGGUGGUGGUGGUUCGGCCCAGGUGAAGAAGGAGUUGGAGGAGAAGGAGAAGGAGAACAAGAGGCUGCAGGAAGAGGCUGCGGAGAAGGAGAAGCGGGCCAAGGAGAGGGAAGAAGCGGCCCAGAAGGAGAUCCAGGAGCUGAAAGAGCAGGCCCAAGCGAGGGAAGAUGCGGCGAAGAAGGAGAGCGACGAGCUGAAGAAGCAGGCCAAGGAGAAAGACGACCAGCUCGCGGCGAAAGAUAAACAGAUCGCCAACCUCAGGGCCGCUCUCGCUGCCUUCACCUAAGCAUCAUACUAAGCCCUUCCUUUUCCAUAGCUGCCGUUGCCGUACGUCAUUCCGUUCUGUUUGAUCUUCUGCUUGUUUCCAUGCACGUACGUAUGCCAUGCAUGCAUGUACGUACAUCUGCCUGUGUUAUGUUGUUGUUGUUGUUGUGUAUUUCAUUGGUACCUACCAAUUAACCAAUAAGAAAUAAAACUGUGCCUGCAUGUGUUUCUGUUAUCAAUUAUGCAACUACUUAAUUAAUCUAUGGAGACAGUUUUAUGAAUUUGUCCCCGAAAUUACUUAUUAUAGUUUUGUCGGAGACAAAAUAAUAUAAGUGUCUCCUAUAUUUGCCCCAAUUGUUGCAUUCACAGUUUUUCAUAGGGAUCAGAACGCUCACUCUAAGAACUGUGUGAUGACAUUGAGAGUGGAGCACUUCUACUAUGCUAUAUAGUACUGGUGCUUUAAUGUACAACUCAAAGUUGUACCAUAACAUUAAAUGUAUAAGUUUAGG